AUGCUCUUCACAACACUCCUCCCCCUCACCCUCCUCACCAGCAUCCUCGCCUCCCCCGUCCCAACGACCGAAACCACCCCCUCCCCCACCACCACCUGCUCCACCCUCACCACAAAACAAGACUACUACCAAGGCUACCAAUCCCCCAGCCAAUGCGGCAUCAACGUCGCCAGCGGCAACAUCACCUCUGGCACCUGCGUCACCAUCACCACUCAAGGCAUCAUGCUCUUCCCCGCAGACACUAAAUGUACGUAUAGUCUCUGGAAGGGUGUGACGGAUUGCAGUGGUCAGGUUACGGAGACAUUUGAUUUGGGGGUGAAGACGGAGGGCGUGGAGAGUCAGGGGGUUUGUGUGGGGACGGGCGUUAUGGAUGGUGGGAAGUGGUAUCAUGGGAGUGGGUUUUUGAGUUGUGGAUGUUGA
Molecule: messenger RNA, 420 nt
Organism: Sclerotinia sclerotiorum 1980 UF-70
Lineage: Eukaryota; Fungi; Ascomycota; Leotiomycetes; Helotiales; Sclerotiniaceae
Exons: 2
Coding region: 1-420 (139 amino acids)
Source: RefSeq, a predicted model, not a curated record